UUGAUACUGAGAGUCGGAUUCCCCAAUUCCUAGAUAUAAAGAAAGUAAAGAUCCAUGCUUUUCAGAGUUUCGAAAUGUAAACUUUUUACAGAACUGAAAUUUGCCUGACGCAGUAGUACCAGAACUUACCAAUUUCCAUUCGAAGAGGGGAGAAAGGCACACAAAGAUAUCAUCUUUAGCAGUAAUUAUCCAUGUUCAUUCGAGUAAACUGAGGUCUUGGUCCCUCAACAAUGGGUUUUCCCUCAACUAUGGCAUUUCUCUCAGCCAUGGCCUUUCCCUCUCCACCCUACAUAUCGACUCGACUUUCGGCAUAAGGAUGCAUACAAGACAAGCACAUCAAAGAACUUCACCGUAUACGACUCUGAGCAAUACCCAUUCCUGCUUCUUCAUCUUCGUUACAACCAUCAAAUCUGCCGCCAAUUUUGACAGGACCCAUGAUUCAGAAAGCCAUAAAAAGCAUGUAUCUUUAUCUGAAUUGAGCUCACAUGUCCAAUAUACAGAGUCUAUCAGUGGUGAAAUUCCAGUCCCAUUUCCCCAGCUAGGAUAAGCUAGACCUAUGAGACCUUUACCAGGAAUUACCAACAUUUGCUACAAAUUUAUCAGUAAAUGGAUUAAAAAAAAGCGAUAAUCGACCAAACCCAAAUGAACAUACGUAUGAAUGUGGCUAAAGAACACUCCUUCACUAGGUGUAUGCAGAGUUUCUAUAACCUUUCGAUUGAAGCAACAAAAGCAGACCUGGAAAUCAAUAAGAUUCGUGGGUUUGUGAUUCUUCUGGAGGAGGCGUGUGAGAUUCCUGUUGUUGUUUCUGUCGCUCUUCUUCUUGCGCUUUAAGGAGGAAAGGUUUGAAGCCGAUCUCCAUUGUCAAGUACCCAAAAGCUGAAGCCCCCAUCACCACCAGCCCUGAUCGAAUCGCGUUCAGCUUCGUCUGUUGCUUCAUCUUUGUUUCCAGCCUUCCCCUUCCCUUCCCUGCUCCACCGCGCGCACCCUAAAAGUGAAAACCCCAACGAUAUGUUACUGGAGCAGAAAACAGUACUGGUAGUUCGAAGAAAUCGCCGCCUGGAAUUGACGGCGGUUCUCUGCUUCCGCGUUCCCUUCGUUCCUAGGCAGUCGCCGGGAUUUCCCACUCGUCGUCGACACCACUAACAACUCACGGCCGAGGGUUUGUCCAGCUUCAUGUUUGGGCCGAAGCAUUUUCUUAUUUCUGUUCAUGGCGUGAGCUCUUUUUCCUGCCCUAGGCCCAUGCAUAAGUCCAACCACCUCAGCCGAAACGGUGUAAGCCCAGUCUUGCUCCUCCGUGGCCGCCACCACAGCGGAACGAAGUGCUGAGUCAGCAGGGCGACGAGUGAAAUGCCCACCGGAAACUAAUCCAACGGCAGAUGCCCAAUUCCCCAUUUCAGCCUAGAACCCCACCGAACACACUGCCGAUGAAAUGCAAAAUCAGUCAUCGACUAACUUAGAUUCCCGGCCGCGAUUUUGACAGAUUUUUUUUGUAGAAAAAGGGAGGUUGCGCUUGUUUGGUGGAGUUUGGUGAUGUUAGUUAACCAUGGAAUGAAUCAGUUAACCUCGUUGAGCAUCGCCCGGAGUUACUCGUUCGCUCCAUCAACUGCUGCUGUUCUGAGAAGGCAGAGUUUCUUGAUUAGGGCACUGGGAGGAGGUAGUCAUAGUAAAUUUCAUAGUACUGCUGGCAGUACAAUGCAAGAGACUGAGGCUGAUGCUGUGAGUAUUUUGAGAGGAAUCACUCCUACUUUGGACCCAAAUCGACAUAAAGGCCAGGCGGGGAAAAUAGCUGUGAUUGGAGGGUGCCGGGAGUACACUGGAGCUCCUUAUUUUGCUGCUAUUUCGGCCUUGAAAAUCGGUGCAGACCUGUCUCAUGUGUUCUGUACCAAAGAUGCUGCUCCUGUUAUCAAGAGCUAUAGUCCUGAGCUGAUUGUUCACCCGGUUUUAGAGGAGUCUUAUAGUGUAAGGGAGGAAGAGAGAAAGCAAGUAUCAGCAAAAGUUGUAGCUGAGGUCGAUAAAUGGAUGGAGAGAUUCGAUUGCCUUGUUGUUGGACCUGGUCUUGGAAGGGACCCAUUUCUUCUGGAUUGUGUCAGUGAGAUCAUGAAGCAGGCAAGGCAUUCGAAUGUUCCAAUCGUUGUAGAUGGGGAUGGACUCUUUCUUGUAACAAACAGUCUUGAUCUGGUUCAUGGUUAUCCUUUGGCUGUUCUAACCCCCAACGUUAAUGAAUACAAGAGACUGGUUCAGAAGGUUCUCAAAUGCGAGGUCGAUGAUGCUGAUGCACCUGGACAAUUAGCAUCUCUAGCUAAACAGAUUGGCGGUGUAACCAUCUUAAGGAAAGGAAGAUCUGACCUCAUCAGUGAUGGUGAUAUAGUGAACUCGGUGAGCAUCUAUGGGUCGCCUCGGCGAUGUGGAGGCCAGGGUGAUAUCCUCUCUGGGAGUGUCGCAGUAUUUCUAUCUUGGGCACGCCAACCAUUAGUAGCUGCUGACAGGAAUCCAACUGUUCUAGGAUGCAUUGCGGGGUCAGCUUUACUCAGGAAGGCUGCAUCUCUCGCUUUUGAGACCCGGAAAAGAUCGACUCUAACCACCGAUAUCAUCGACUGUCUGGGAAUAAGUUUGGAGGACAUCUGCCCAACCUAUUGA
Linum tenue is the source of this 2637-nucleotide messenger RNA. The record is from the annotation of a GenBank genome assembly. NCBI's taxonomy places the organism in Eukaryota, Viridiplantae, Streptophyta, Magnoliopsida, Malpighiales, Linaceae.